This is a messenger RNA of Corvus hawaiiensis (hawaiian crow), 3628 nucleotides long. RefSeq names its product 15-hydroxyprostaglandin dehydrogenase (gene HPGD). The record is from RefSeq and is a predicted model, not a curated record. Gene Ontology annotation, cellular component: cytoplasm. The transcript has 5 exons. The coding region runs from base 117 to 569 and encodes 150 amino acids. Gene Ontology annotation, molecular function: oxidoreductase activity, acting on the CH-OH group of donors, NAD or NADP as acceptor. NCBI's taxonomy places the organism in Eukaryota, Metazoa, Chordata, Aves, Passeriformes, Corvidae.
GGAGGGAGGGCAGGAGGGAGGGUACGAAGGAGGGAGAAAGGAAACCGGGCAGGUGACACGGCGCUGGGUUGCUCUGGCUCGGCGGGCGUGGAGCGGGCGGCAGGAGCGCGGCGGCCAUGCACGUCAAUGGGAAGGUGGCUCUGGUCACCGGCGGGGCGCAGGGCAUCGGCCGGGCUUUCGUCCAGGCGCUGCUGGGCAAGGGCGCCAAGGUAGCCCUGCUGGACUUCAACUCCGAGGCCGGACAGGAGAGCAAGGCGGCCCUGGACGAGCAGUUUGAAGCGCAGAGGACGCUGUUCAUCCAGUGCGACGUGACGGAUCAGGAGCAGCUGAAAGGUGCUUUCAAAAAAGUAAUUGAACAUUUUGGAAGGCUGGAUAUAGUGGUUAAUAAUGCUGGAGUGAACAAUGAGAAGGACUGGGAAAGCACUAUACAAACUAACUUGACAUCUGUGAUCAGAGGAACUUACCUUGGCCUAGAAUACAUGAGAAAAGGAAAUGGAGGUGAUGGAGGAGUAAUCAUUAAUAUGUCAUCCUUGGCAGUCCAGCUUGAAAAAAUAGAGAGCUAUGAAUGAAAAGACAAGAGACCAAGCAGCAGUGAUAAUUCUGAACCGCAAUCAACAUCCCUAAAAAAUAUUUGCCUCGUGCCUCCCUCCCUUGUUGAGUGUUGGUUAAGAUUUCUUGAGAUGCCCAGAAAAUGUGUCACAACAUAUUUACAUGUCUGUAUCCCUUAAAGAAAUUACAAAUAUGUUCACUGUCUUGCUAAUGGUCCUCUUUUGAACCAAGGAUAUUCUCAUGCAAUAGUGAUACAUAUCAGACAAAAAUAUUGCAUAAAAAAUAAUAAAUUAGUUCAAUUAAAGAUUAUACAAGAGAUCUGAGACUUAAAAGAAAAAAAAAAUCCAACAAGUAAUUUUCUCAAAUAACGGGACUUUUAAUUAAUAUACCCUUACAUACCAUUCACUUACUAUGCAAGGAACGACCUGCCAUAGACUUUUUACACAUAAUAAAAGAAAGAGUUAAACCUGUGAGUAUUGGUACUUAAAAAACCUUAUAAACUUGUGCAAGACUGACAUGGCUAUAAAAACUCCGUUCAUCACUAAUAAAUCACUCCCUUUCUUUAUCUUAAUAGCACCAGCAUAAACCCGAAUGAUAACAGUUACUGUCCAGAUUUACAGUGAUGUAACUGAGGUCAGCACUUGGAUCCAUAUGUUUUAGUGUGUGGUUAUUUCUGUGCAUACUUAAAACUCUCAACCACAUAGAACCAAAGAGGAUGCAAACAAAAGAGAAUAAAGUUCCACUUAUAAUUUGUCCAUAUGCCCAAUACAAAGCAUCUGUGAACAAACAGAGACAGGUCUCUCUGUAGCAAAACUAGUCUGAACUUUAUAUUUAAAAGCAUAUAUUGAGCAGGGAGAAAGGAAGUGCACAGUGUAACACAAACUGACAAACUGACUUUCAGUGCUGUCCUGCUCUGCCUCUAAACAGGCAAGUGACACUAGACUGCAUAACAAAGAAAGAUGUGUGGUUUCAGGAGGUCUGUGGAAUAGAAAGCAGAAGACCCUGUAGCUCAGUUCUAGAAAGAAAAUCAAACAGUAAUACUGAACACAGAUAGAUCAAAUCAAUAAACACCACAAAAUAUAGAACUCCUUUGAACAUGCACCACUCAGUUGCAGACACACUACUGUUUAAUUUAGUUGGAAAAAAAAUGCCAUAACUUUUUGUUGGGACCACUGCAUUUCAUUUCACAUGGAAUAACAGAAAGAGGACAGAGAAAAAAGGGAAGGAGACCAAAACUAUUUUUCUGUCUGUACUGUCUGGUAGGGAAUUUGGGAUGUGUUCUCUGUGCUGCCAACAGAGACAGUCAGAUCACAUGCCCUCCAAAAAGAUACUUGUGUCUAUAGCUUAUUUCACACUCCAGCAUUGUACUGCCAAGCACUGUAGGACAUGUAAGCAGAACUUAAAUGAAACCAAAUUGACAAAUCCUUUUUAAGAGUUCUGGUUUAACCUAACAGAAUUAUGUUCGUAGGCCACCAAGAGGGUUCUUCUUCCCUAAGUUUACUGUCCACCUACCUUACUACAACCAACAAAUGGAGAUAAAGUUCACAAUAAAGAAUGCAACUGACUUUAUUACAUAUCAGCUGUUAGAUUCUAAGUUUGUUUUAAUAGCCUCUACUUUCUUUUUUUUGUAUACACAAAGAAGGCAACAAAGCCUCAUCUGUUUAAUGGAAUCUGAAAACACUCUUGGAAGGAAAGGAAUGCAUAUGAAAUUACGAUUUCUGGAGUACUUAAUUUUGUAACCAAAUCAAAACUUCUCUGCAUCUUGUUUAAAGCCAUCUUGCCCAAAACUUCCUUCACAUAUCUAGAAAAAAUUCUGUAAACACAGCUUUUGCAUGUGGAUAGAGAACAGCAAUUAUCAAUUGCUUUCAAAAACAUUUUUGAAGAAAGAUAAAUACCAUUUCUUCUUCUGACAAGUUUACACACAGAACCACAGUCAUUUUCAAAAGGUCUGGUAUGUCUACCAUGACUAGUCCACAGACUCAAAGUACUGCAUAAAAUGUCUGUCAAAUGGCAUUUCCACAUUUCUUCCCAAAAUGUAAAUGCAUUCUGGGAAGAAAGGUGGAAAUGCCAUUUGUUUAUAAAGAAAAAUAAACAAAAGAUCUCCUAGCCCUCCAAUGGUCUCCUCACCAAGCUGACAUACACCCUUCCACACCAGUUUCGCACAAGCUGGAAGGAUUCCAGAAAGUCUCCAAGGACAAAUUUUAGAAGGAGGUCCUAGUUAAAAUAUUGGCAGCACAUAAAUUUGUCUUUUUAAUGGCAACCACUUUAUAUUGUUUAGCACAUUUAGCAGGAUUUAAAGAUGAAUUUAAUAUACUCACAAACUCUCAGAAAAAGCCUGAGGUGGAGGGGGGAAAAAAAUGGUGAGAGAUGAAACAUAUAGUCACUGCCAACACAUCUUGAGCAAGCACUUCAUGAGCAGGUGAAAAAAAAUCUAGUGACUGUGAAGAGCUCGAUGACAGCUCUAGGUCUGCUCCCCUUAUUCAACUGUUUCCACUUAUAUUCACUUCUGCAUCUGUUAUAUAUUAUGGGGUGUUUUUAUUAGUAGCUUUGGAUCCAGUGAAGCAGGUGAGCAUGUGUUCAAAAGAAAACUGAAAAAAAAAUAAGACAUUAGAAAGAAAACAUGAAACAAGUCAGAGAAAAGCAGAACAAAAUGUACUCUUUGCAAAUAAAGGCAUCCUCAUUUUUAUUGUGCUUAUGCCAUUUGAAUGGAGACAAAAUGAGUAAAAGAGUUUAAAUUUAAAUUAAAUCAGGGGAAGUAAGAUGAUGCAUAUAAUCUCUCUCAGCAAGGACUGCUCAAGAAGAAGAACAGCGAAUACACACACUUACCACCUGCAAGUAUGUAGCAUAAAAUGAUCUUCCUUAAGUAAUUCUCCCCAUCUUCCCAUCCUUCUCCUUUAAGCAACUAUUUACAAUUCACUUGAUAAUCUUGCCUAUUUUCCUGUGUUGACAGAGGUCCCAAGUGAACAAUGCAUUCGAGAUCCAAGCACACAGUGGCAGGGAGAAGAGUUAAUUCCCCACAAAAUCUCUUUCCUGAAUAUGAAAUUUUUGGUCAGGGUGAUGAAUUUAUGCUUUUUUUUUU